CAGCGGGGCAAGGGUUCCUCCUUCCCAAACAGAGUGAAGGACUUCGCCGACGGUCACGAGCCUAGACUGUUACUCCACCUACGCUCCAGCUCCUCUUUCUUGCCUCUUAUCUAGAGGUCAUAUCUGUUAAUAAAAGUCCCCUCUAUCGUUUGGUUUUACUCUUGAACCGACCCCAUUCUCGCUACCCCACCAAUAUCAAAUUACCUUCCAACACCACAAAUCUUUAGUCCCAUAUUCAACCUCAGCCUAUUACCUCAAACAUGUCUUCCGACUCUCAACCUCCCUCAGAAUGCUUGGGACCCGAAUAUCGUCCCGCGGCCCUGAAGCCAACAGCUACCGUCUCAACUCCUCUCAAACAGAAGAAUGUCCAUAUUCUACCCCAGUCCCCUCAGUUGAUAGCAUUGCUCACCAUGAUACGAGAUCGCAACACUGGCCGCGCAGACUUUAUCUUCUACAGCAACCGCAUUAUCCGUCUGCUUGUGGAGGAAGGCCUCAACCACCUGCCAACAGAGUCGCAGGAGAUCACUACCCCUGUAGGCCGCACCUACUCUGGUGUCAAGUUCGAAGGCAAGAUCUGUGGUGUCUCGAUCAUGCGUGCGGGAGAGUCCAUGGAGCAAGGAUUGAGGGACUGCUGUAGAAGUGUACGCAUUGGAAAGAUCUUGAUCCAGAGGGAUGAGGAGACCAGCAAGCCGAAACUGUACUACGACAAGCUACCCGAAGACAUUAGCGAUAGGUGGGUCUUGUUGCUGGAUCCCAUGCUGGCCACUGGUGGUUCAGCACUUAUGGCUAUUGAUGUGCUCAAGUCGCGGGGCGUACCAGAGGAGCACAUCCUCUUCCUCAACCUCAUUGCCAGUCCAGAAGGCGCGCAGAACCUUGCGGAUAAGUUUCCCAAGGUGAGGGUAGUUACCGCAUUUGUUGAUGCGGGUUUGGACGAGAAGAACUAUAUCGUCCCUGGGCUGGGCGACUUUGGCGACCGAUUCUACACAAUGUAAGAGUAGUCAACAACAUGUCCGAUUCAUCAAGCGCAUUUGUUGGGCGUAGAGCGGCUCGGUUUUGCUUGAGCAUGGUAGCAUAAGGCUGUUAAGACGAAGAUGCAUGAUUUCGAGCAAUUUGGGAGCCUCUGAUGUGCAAGCUUCAUUACAAAUUUCUAUAGAUCUUGCUCAGCUAACCGUGAACACGUCUCAGCCUGAUGCUGACGAUAAUGAAACGCCAUUGUGAAUCUGUGGAUCUUUUUGGUAUCCUAAACGCCGUG
Molecule: messenger RNA, 1252 nt
Organism: Alternaria alternata
Lineage: Eukaryota; Fungi; Ascomycota; Dothideomycetes; Pleosporales; Pleosporaceae
Product: PRTase-like protein
Exons: 4
Coding region: 261-992 (243 amino acids)
Source: RefSeq, a predicted model, not a curated record